Amaranthus tricolor (Joseph's coat) is the source of this 1377-nucleotide messenger RNA. RefSeq lists its product as uncharacterized. NCBI's taxonomy places the organism in Eukaryota, Viridiplantae, Streptophyta, Magnoliopsida, Caryophyllales, Amaranthaceae. The transcript has 10 exons. The record is from RefSeq and is a predicted model, not a curated record. Bases 349 to 1212 code for a protein of 287 amino acids.
UAACUUUUUUGGGGUAUGUCGUUUUCGUCCCCUAUUUAGAAAUUGGCAUCUUUUUAACAAACUUUUCGUUCUGUUCAUGGAAGUUUUUUGCAUCACGUAAAAAGGUAACCCCUUUGAUUGCGGCAUUGUUUAAACCCCAUAAUUUAAUCUUACCUAUUUGUUGUAUUAUGUGAAAUUAUGAUUUGUUUUGGAUUCUAUGCUUUAUUGGGUAAUGGGAUUUUGAUAGAAAGAGACAUAAUUAAAUGAUUAGAGAAUUUGAAAAUUAGGUAGCCUAGCAUGGGUUGAAACUUGUAAGGUUAUGCAUUCAUCCUUUUCUUUCUCGUAGAAUGGUCUGCGUGUUAUUCAUAGAUGAGAUUAAGGCGUCGUCCAUACAUUCCUUCUUGUUCUUCCCUUCGUAAAGUUGAUGAGGAUGAGAUUUACCGGAAAAAGAGGAGACGUGACUGGGAAUUGGUGCAUAUUUCUACUUGCCUAAUAUCUCAGUUUUCUCAAUGUUUUACUAGUGCUAUGGUUGGAUCCCGGACAUGGUUUGGCGGAAUUCUCCAUCGCACAGGUCUUAGGCGUUUUUCAAGUGACAAGUUUUUUGACUAUGAAUUAAAUCCAAUUCAGGAGCAAAGGCUGCAAAGACUGCAAGAGAGAUGCCAUGUUUCCUUUGAUGAAACUCGCCCUGACCAUCAAGAAUCUCUAAUAGCAUUGUGGUAUGCUGCCUUUCCAAAUGUCCAUCUCAGUGGUAUGAUCUCUGAGCAGUGGAAGGAUAUGGGCUGGCAAGGCUCAAAUCCAUCAACAGACUUCAGGGGUUGUGGCUUCAUAUCAUUGGAGAAUUUGCUCUUUUUUGCUCAAACAUACACAGUAUCUUUCCGCAGGCUCCUGUUGAAGCAAGAUGGUGAGAGAGCUACGUGGGAAUACCCCUUCGCUGUGGCCGGGAUUAACUUGACAUUUAUGUUAAUUCAGAUGUUGGAUCUCUUUUCAGAAAAACCAAGAUGCAUUCUAGGAAAUAAAUUUGUGAAAAUGCUUGGAGAAGACGAAGAGGCCUUCGACAUUCUGUUCUGCAUAGCUUUCGAAAUGAUGGAUGCCCAAUGGCUUGCUAUGAACGCCUCGUACAUGCAAUUCAACGAGGUACUACAAGCAACACGAACACAAUUGGAGAGAGAAAUGUGUUUAGAGGAUGCCCAGAGAAUACAAGAUCUUCCAGCUUACAAUCUCUUGUACAAAUAGUCUUUCUUCAGUUUCUUAAUUUUUGUUGCACAAAUAUGGGGUUAUAUUCAAUGGGAAAUUGGAUUGUUUUGAGCCUAUGUUUACUUUUAUCUUUGGGUGUCAUAUAUCAGCUGGAUAUUUGCUUUUAUUAUUUUGUUAUCUAUCGAAAUUUACUGGCAACUAAUU